Fusarium vanettenii 77-13-4 is the source of this 3180-nucleotide messenger RNA. RefSeq lists its product as uncharacterized. NCBI's taxonomy places the organism in Eukaryota, Fungi, Ascomycota, Sordariomycetes, Hypocreales, Nectriaceae. The transcript has 5 exons. The coding region runs from base 1 to 3180 and encodes 1059 amino acids. The record is from RefSeq and is a predicted model, not a curated record.
AUGACCAUCAGACACGACGUUAACGGCUUCGAGGCGGCCAGGACGCCGCCCGUCCAGUCUUUUGACCUCCAGGCAAAGAUGUUUACGCUUGACGAGAUGAUCAAGCGGAGGGCUUCGGAGCUGCAGGAUGCUCCGUUGCUUGGGUUCCCCGAGGCGGGGGUUGAUGAUUACAAGGAGCACAGCGCGAUUGCGAUUGACAGAUACGCAGAUGCUGCGGUCGCAAAGCUUCAGAAGUUGGGUCUCAAGUCUGUGGAUCCUACUCUUGAGAAGGCUCCUGUGGUGGGCAUGCUCGCUCAGUCUGGCAUUCACAUUAUCAUCCAGAUUAUCGCUCUUAACCGACUUGGAUAUUCUUCGUUCUUGAUCUCUACUCGCCUUGCUUGCCCGGCAAUUACACAAUUGCUUGAGCUGGCUGACUGCCACACCAUUCUCACCACACCCAACUUCCACCCAGUCUUGAAGGAAGUUCAACAGAACCGAUCACUCGAGAUUCUCCCUCUGCUACAACACUCAGAUUACUGCAACUACGAUGCACCAAGAUUUGCUCGCGAUUACAACCCAGACUCCGAGUCCCGCAAAGUAGCAGUCAUCAUUCACUCAUCUGGCUCAACCGGUCUUCCCAAGCCCAUCUACCUUACCAACAGAAGCUGCAUCGCCGCAUUUUCUACAAACAUGGACAUGCGAGGUCUUCUCACAUCGCCCAUGUUUCACAGCCACGGCUUCUACGAGAUUUUCCGAUCCAUCUACUCUGGAAAGCCACUCUACUUUUGCAACUACAAUCUGCCGUUGACGAGGGAGUCUGUUAUUCAGAUGAUUGAUACCGUUCAGCCCGAGAUUCUUCACUCGGUUCCUUAUGUCAUCAAGUUGCUUGCCGAGACUGAGGAGGGUAUUCGUGUUUUGGCUGGUGUCAAGUUGGUUCUUUAUGCUGGAAGUGGUUGUCCGGAUGAUCUUGGAGAUCGACUUGUGGAUAAUGGAGUCUACCUGGUUGGCAACUACGGAGCAACUGAAACUGGUAGACUCAUGAACUCUACACGCCCAGAAGGUGACAAAGAGUGGAGUUACCUUCGUUUCCUACCCCAGGCUGAGCCUUAUUGCCUCAUGGACGAAGUCGCCCCUGGUCUUUACGAAUGCGUUGCCCUGGACGGGCUUCCUUCAAAGAGCACCAUCAACUCUGAUGACCCGCCAAAUUCAUUCCGCACACGAGAUCUCUUCACUCGGCAUCCGACACGACCUAAGCUGUGGAAGUACGCCUGCCGUCUCGACGACCGCUUCACUCUUAUCAAUGGCGAAAAGGUUCUCCCUCUACCCAUCGAAGGCAGAAUCCGACAGGAAGAAAUUGUCAAGGAGGCAAUUGUCUACGGCGAGGGACGGAGUUAUCCCGGAGUCUUGAUCGUCAAGGCUGACAGGGCUGCCGAAAUGUCUGACGAAGAGUUCCUGGAACGCAUCUGGCCUGCGGUGGAAGACGCCAAUUCUCGAGCCGAGUCAUUUUCCCGAGUUCCCAAGGAGUUGGUAAUUAUUGUUCAAGCGGAUACUCCAUAUCCAAGGACGGACAAGGGAACUUUUAUCCGUGUUCCCGUCUAUAGACAGUUUGAAAAGGAGAUUGAGGCUGCCUAUGCCGCCUAUGAAGGACAAGGCGAUCAACAAGGUGCUCUGGUACUUGAAGGCGAAGAGCUGGAGUCCUAUCUCAUCCGUCAACUCAACUCAAAAUGCGGCGCCAAGCUUUCAUCUCUAGAGGAAGAUUUCUUUGCCUCUGGUGUUGACAGUCUGCAGUGCAUCCAGAUGUGGAGUCUGAUCAAGAGGGAGAUUGAUCUUGGUGGCAGACAAUCUCAGCUGGGGCAAAAUGUUCUCUAUGAGACAGGCAAUGUGAAGCUUCUUGCUCGUCAUUUGGAGAAGUUGAGGACGGGUGAAGAUAGUGAGACUGAGGAUCAGUUGCAGGUUAUGAAGAACUUGGUUGCCAAGUAUUCUUCAUUCAAGCCUCAUGUUGCUGGAUCUGCUCCACAGCCCGAGAAGGAGCUUGUGGUAAGUACCUAUCCUCUCCUUACUGGUGUCACAGGAGCCUUGGGAGCCCAUGCCCUCGCCCAACUCACUGCACGCCCCAACGUUGGAGUCGUGUGGGCCAUGGUUCGAGCAUCCAACGAGGCCGCGGCUUCAGACAGAGUUGACAGCUCCCUUAAGACUCGUGGAUUAACCUUGACCCAAGAACAGAGGAGUAAGGUGGUUGCCCUUCCUUGCGAUCUGAGUAAGCAAGAUCUUGGUCUUGGAGAGUCUAGAAUCCAGGAACUGAGCACCAAGUUGACGACCGUCAUCCACAGCGCCUGGGCUGUCAACUUCAACAUUUCCGUCUCAAGUUUUGAGGACCAACAUAUCAAGGCUGUACACAACUUGAUUCAACUCACUCUUUCAGUCCAGACCCCUCGACCUGCUCGCUUCUUCUUCUGCUCUUCAGUGUCAUCAGCAGGAGGCACGCCUCGACCUGGUUCUGUCCUCGAGUCUUUUGUCCCGUCACCUGCGCAUGCUCAGCACACCGGAUACGCUCGCUCAAAGUACGUUGCAGAGCAUAUCACGCGAAAUGCCAUGAAGAAUGCUGGUGCACCAGCGAGAGUGCUUCGUAUUGGACAGUUGGUUGGUGACACGAAUGUGGGAGAGUGGAACACCACCGAGGGUAUUCCUUUAAUGAUUCAAACAGCCGAGACUCUGGGUGCUCUUCCCGCUCUGAACGAGGAAAUGACUUGGCUUCCCGUCAACCUCGCUGCCAGCGCCAUACUCGACCUAGCCAACCUUGGCACCAACACACCCACCGAUCGAAGUCUUGACGCGGACCUAGUCUACCACGUCAUAAACCCCAAGCGCUUCCACUGGUCUCGAGACAUGCUCCCCUCCAUGUCAAGCGCAGGCCUCAAAUUCGAAACCCUCCCCACGAGCGAGUGGAUGGACAGACUGAGAAACUCUGACCGAGACCCCUCAAAGAACCCCCCGAUCAAACUUCUGGAUUGGUUUGAGGGCAAGUACGGUCCCAAGGCUGCCUCUUCUGCUGAGAAGGGAAGCUUGGAUUAUCUGACUGAAAAGUCGAGGGAGGAUAGUGGGACGCUGAGGAGUGUUCCUGAUGUUACUGAUGUCAAGUAUGUUGGGAUGAUGCUUGGCCGGUUAAAGACGCGAUGGGAAGAGAACAGGUCUCGACUAUAA